Molecule: messenger RNA, 12085 nt
Organism: Conger conger (European conger)
Lineage: Eukaryota; Metazoa; Chordata; Actinopteri; Anguilliformes; Congridae
Exons: 25
Coding region: 2534-12085 (3183 amino acids)
Cellular component (GO): membrane
Molecular function (GO): protein binding
Source: RefSeq, a predicted model, not a curated record
CCAAUUCGAUUUCACACAGAAUUAAUUACGCUAGAAUAUCAUUAAGAAACUUCUAACAGUAAAUCAAUGACCUGGCAUCAAUCAACAGGCCUAAAUAAUACAGAGAGGGAAAGUUCCAUAUCUUAUUUGAUCCCUGUAUCCAUUUUCAGAGGCAAUGAAAAUGAAAGAAUCAAUUGUGAAUGAAGGAACGUACUGGAGUGAUGUAUUUGUGCAUUACUGUGUGGUGGGGAUCAAGCUCAGACAUGAUACGGUACAAAGGAGUUUAUGUUGAAUAUCACGUUUCAGGUCAGCACAACACAGAAAGAAAACAAGCAAAUUACGAAAUUUUCACAAAAACGAAACUUAAACCCAGUUUUCAGCCAGAAACACCCUCCCUCACUCCCUCCCCUUCAACCCUCGCUCUUUCUCUUCCCUUUUAUUCAAUUUCAAUUUUAUUUUCAAUUCAAUUUUAUUUGUAUAGCGCUUUUUACAAAGGGCCUUUGUCACAAAGCGGCUUUACAGAGAAACCGGGCCCCAAGAGUACACUUAGGGCAACAGUGGCAAGGAAAAACUCCCUGGAAACGGGAAGAAACCUUGAGCAGAACCUGACUCAGUAGGAGAACACGUGCCGCUGGUCGACACCGGUCCGAUGUCUAUGCCCAUUUUUCUCUUCCCCUUCUUUUUCCUCAGGUUUGUCGUUUCUCAACUUCUGCUUUUCCCCCAUCAUGCUUUUCCUUACGCAGCUCAACUCUCCACUACUCUUUCACUUCUUCUUUCACAUUCCCAGUUUUUACUUGCCGCCUCCAGGGAGUUCCCCAUUUUCAGAAUUGUGUCAGCUAUAGCUGAUAAGUAGCCAGCAUGGGGAGGAGGGCUCCAUACAAAAACAGCUUCAUAAUGGAUGUCUGUUGUCCAUUUUGUCAUUAUGCAUUAUACUUGGCAAUUGUAUUAUGCAUUACACGUAUCAUUGUAUGUCAACUCAAUUGACAAUAUAAGGAGCUUCGUUUCAGUUUAGUUUAGUUUAGCAAGUUUUGUAAAAUGAAGCUCUUCAGCUGGAGUAUUCUCUCUGGUCGUCAGGAAAUUCCGAGCACUGGAUGCUCUGAGACCUAAUAAACAAACGCACCCAACAUCUUUGAGCAUGCUGCCGUUUGUAUUCGUUUUCAUUGACCGAGAGCCGAAAACAAGGGCGGUAGUGUAGUGGUUAAGGUAAAUGACUGGGACACGCAAGGUUGGUCGUUUUAAUCCCGGUGUAGCCACAAUAAGAUCCGCACAGCUGUUGGGCCCUUGAGCAAGGCCCUUAACCCUGCAUUGCUCCAGGGGACGAUUGUCUCCUGCUUAGUCCAAUCAACUGUACAUCGCUCUGGAUAAGAGCGUCUGCCAAAUGCCAUUAAUGUAAUGUAAUGUAAUGAAAGCGCUGGAGUAAAAAUAUGUGACCGACAGGAUUGGAUCUAAAAUAGGUGGCAGGGACGAUCAAAAAAUCUACCUCCCGUUGUAUUUGGCAGCUAGUGACCGCACAUUUCCCAUCAAAAGAAGUAGCCAGCCUUUACCACUGCAGUCGUCGGCUUGUAACCCACUCUUCUCUUUUUAAGGGCAGACUCCACCGCUCUCAGCCUACUUCCUGCACAGCCGGCUUCUGUGGUCUCUCAUUGCACUGUAAAAAACACUCCGCGGACGAAUGUAAAAAGACAAAAACGUGAUAAAAAAACGGACUCACCCGGUCUGCCUCAGAAAUAACACACUGAACAUUGACCCAUAAAAAUAUCAACGAGGCUAUCAAUUACAAGCUGUUUGUUGUUAUUUAUUGGUGAUUUUAUUUGAUUCUCUCCACUUCCGAUACAUCGCCUCAUGAUUUAAAUGCAAAGUGGUUUGUUUUUUUUUUCAGUAAAAAAUAUUCUUAAUGACAUUUUUGUCAUUCUUGCUGUUUGAACUUACUGUACUUGUAUACUUUGUUAUGGAGUUGUACUAGUGUCUCCUGAUGCUUGACAAGAUAAGAACGUCCGUCUUAGGUUUUGUAAUGCCAAAAAAAUCUCAAAUUCUAUGAUGGGGUUUGACCAAUUCGAUUUCACACAGAAUUAAUUACGCUAGAAUAUCAUUAAGAAACUUCUAACAGUAAGUCAAUGACCUGGCAUCAAUCUACAGGCCUAAAUAAUACAGAGAGGGAACGUUCCAUAUCUUAUUUGAUCCCUGUAUCCAUUCUCAGAAGCAGUGACAAUGAAAGAAUCAAUUGUGAAUGAAGGAACGUACUGGAGUGAUGUAUUGUAUUGGUGCAUUACUGUGUGGUGGGGAUCAAGCUCGGACAUGAUACGGUACAAAGGAGUUUAUAUUGAAUAUCACGUUUCAGGUCGGCACAAUACAGAAAAAAACGAGCAAAUUACGAAAUUUUCACAAAAACGAAACUUGUUUCAGCCAGAAACAGGAUACUGAAAGAAACGAAAUCGGUUCAGAUGGUCCUGUAUAAAACGUUUCCAAAGAGGAAACAAGUUCUGCAUCUCGAGGAUUGCACCCGUCUCCGUUGACCACACUGUCCGCGGCAGUUUCCCCCUGAAAGCUCUGCAAAAUGCUGAUCCUUGGAAUCACUUUUCUUCUGUGGCGAAUGAUGCUGUCUGUCCAUCUGUCUGCAGCGUCCCGGGAGGGCGACCUGAGGCUGGUGGGGGGCGAGCUGUCCUCCGAGGGCCGGGUGGAGGUGUACCACGGGGGAGAGUGGGGCACGGUGUGUGAUGAUGGGUGGGACAUGAACGAGGCGCAGGUGGUGUGUCGCCAGCUGCGUUUCCCCGGUGCGCAGUCUGUCGUCAAGGGAGGGGCCUAUGGGUCAGGGUCUGGCACUAUUUGGCUGGAUGACCUGGACUGUAAGGGAACAGAGUCGUCUCUGUCCAGCUGCACGUUUAAAGGCUGGGGCGUGACUGACUGCACACACAGCGAGGACGCGGGAGUCAUCUGUGAGAAAAAGCUGACCGUGAAGGAUGACCGUACGUUCCCCCUGGACCACAGCCUGGGCCUCUCAGGGGAACUGGGGGCGCUGUUCGACAGCAAGCGGGAUUGUGACCUCACCAUCGUGGUUCAGAGCCCAGAGGAGGGUCUUGGAGAGGAUACUACCUGCAUCCACAGGCUGGUUCUGUCCCUCACCGUUGAGUCAUCCAUCUUCCACGAGGCCCUCCAGUCCGGAAACCUCACUAUCAAUGUCAGCCAGGACUGCCGCAGCUACGUCUCAGAGUUUCUCAGGUACCUGUACACCCGUGAGAUCGAUGUCUCGGCCUCAUCUGCCCAGUGCUUGCACAAGCUGGCCUCGGAUUUCGGGAUUAAGCAGCUACAGGCGGACACAGGCCGGCUUUUCAGGCUCCUUCUCCCGUGGGACAGCACCUUCCACACCCAGGCCUCUCUGUACCAGUACUCUGUGCUGACAGGGGACAUGGUUCUGCAGGAGUCCUGCCUCCAGUACCUGGCCUGGAACUGCGAGGCGCUGGUGACCUCCCCGGCCUGGCCCACCCUUUCGCGGGACACACUGGAGGCCCUCCUGUCCCGCUCAGAUUUGGUGAUGCCAGACGAAGCCUUCCUCCUGCGGGCGGUGGAGAGCUGGGCACGGGAUGGGCGUGGCUCCUCAGGCUCAGGGGAUGAAGCCGCCCUCCUGCGUCUCGUCCGCUUUCCCAUGAUCCCGCCGGCAGAGCUCUAUGACCUCCCGUUCACCUCCAACCUCUACAGCAGCCACCUGGAGCUGUACCGCUCAGGGAUGCUGCGCGGAUUCCAGUUACACGCCCUCUCGCUGGCCCAGCUUCAGAAGCACCUGAACGACAGUCAUGACGGGUACCUCCCCCGAAUCUACACCGCCGACCCCUGGAGCUUCGACGUCAACUCUACUGCCGACUCCCAAAACAGCCGCCAGCAGAUCAGGCACAGUUACAAUUACAAUUACAACAGCUACGAGACAGUGUACUAUAACAUUGACCACACCUUCACCACACCGGUACACAACAGCGUGGUCCUUCAGGCCAGCACAGUGAGCUGGGUUGCCAACGUGUUUAAGACCCAGCAGGAGUGCUCCAGAAGCGGGGUGCAGUGCGAGUCGCUGCCAGCGGUGAGGCUGAGGUGCCAGAGCAGCCUGAGCAGUUAUGAAAGCUCCAUUCGCUUCCCCAACCGCCUGCUGGUAACCUGUGGCAACGGCAGUGGUGCCGGAGGGGGCUACAUCUUCCAUGUGCAGGACUUCAAGGACAACCUGGCCCUCGUUCCCACCAACAACCGCACGGGCCAGGCCUUCCCCUGCUACGAGGAUUCCUACAUCUACCGCUUCGUGGUGCGGCCCGAGUAUAUCUCGUCCCGGGAGGGCGACCUGAGGCUGGUGGGGGGCAAUCGGUCCUCCGAGGGCCGGGUGGAGGUGUACCACAGGGGAGAGUGGGGCACGGUGUGUGAUGACGGGUGGGACAUGAACGAGGCGCAGGUGGUGUGUCACCAGCUGCGUUUCUCCGGCGCGCAGUCUGUCAUCAAGGGAGGGGCCUAUGGGUCAGGGUCUGGCACUAUUUGGCUGGAUGACCUGGACUGUAAGGGAACAGAGUCGUCUCUCUCCAGCUGCACGUUUAAAGGCUGGGGCGUGACUGACUGCACACACAGCGAGGACGCGGGAGUCAUCUGUGAGAAAAAGCUGACCGUGAAGGAUGACCGUACAUUCCCCCUGGACCACAGCCUGGGCCUCUCGGGGGAACUGGGGGCGCUGUUUGACAGCAAGCGGGAUUGCGACCUCACCAUCGUGGUUCAGAGCCCAGAGGAGGGUCUUGGAGAAGAUACUACCUGCAUCCACAGGCUGGUUCUGUCCCUCAGUGCUGAGUCACCCAUCUUCCGCGAGGCCCUCCAGUCUGGAAACCUCACGAUCAAUGUCAGCCAGGACUGCCGCAGCUACGUCUCAGAGUUUCUCAGGUACCUGUACACCCGUGAGAUCGAUGUCUCGGCCUCAUCUGCCCAGUGCUUGCACAAGCUGGCCUCGGAUUUCAGGAUGAAGCAGCUACAGGAGGACACGGGCCGGCUUUUCAGGCUCCUUCUCCCGUGGGACAGCACCUUCCACACCCAGGCCUCUCUGUACCAGUACUCUGUGCUGACGGGGGACCUGGUUCUGCAGGAGACCUGCCUCCAGUACCUGGCCUGGAACUGCGAGGCGCUGGUGACCUCCCCGGCCUGGCCCACCCUUUCGCGGGACACACUGGAGGCCCUCCUGUCCCGCUCAGAUUUGGUGGUGUCAGACGAAGCCUUCCUCCUGCGGGCGGUGGAGAGCUGGGCACGGGAUGGGCGUGGCUCCUCAGGCUCAGGGGAUGAGGCCGCCCUCCUGCGUCUCGUCCGCUUUCCCAUGAUCCCGCCGGCAGAGCUCUAUGACCUCCCGUUCACCUCCAACCUCUACAGUGGCCACCCGGAGCUAUACCGCUCAGGGAUUCUGCGUGGGUUCCAGUUCCACGCCCUCUCGCUGGCCCAGCUCCGGAAGCACCUGAACGACAGUGAUGACGGCUACCUCCCCCGAAUCUACACUGCCGACCCCUGGAGCUUCGACGUCAACUCCACCACCACCUCCAGGCAGAGUCAGUACGGUUACAACUACAACAAUUUCAACUAUUACAAUAACAUAGACUACACCUUCACAACACCGGUACACAACAGUGUGGUCCUCCAGGCCAGCAUGGUGAGCUGGGUUGCCAACGUGUUUAAGACCCUGCAGGAGUGCUCCAGAAGCGGGGUGCGGUGUGAGUCGCUGCCAGCGGUGAGGCUGAGGUGCCAGAGCAGCCUGAGCAGGUACGAGAGCUCCAUCCGCUUCCCCAACCGCCUGCUGGUAACCUGCGUCAAUGGCAGUGGUGCCGGAGGGGGCUACAUCUUCCAUGUGCGGGACUUCAAGGACAACCUGGCCCUCAUUCCCACCUACAACAACACGGGCCAGGCCUUCCCCUGCUACGAGGAUUCCUACAUCUACCGCUUCGUGGUGCGGCCCGAAUACAUCUCGUCCCGGGAGGGCGACCUGAGGCUGGUGAGGGGCAAGCGGUCCUCCGAGGGCCGGGUGGAGGUGUACCACAGGGGAGAGUGGGGCACGGUGUGUGAUGAUGGGUGGGACAUGAACGAGGCGCAGGUGGUGUGUCGCCAGCUGGGUUUCCCCGGCGCGCAGUCUGUUGUCGAGGGAGGGAUCUAUGGGUCAGGGUCUGGCACUAUUUGGCUGGAUGACCUGGACUGUAAGGGAACAGAGUCGUCUCUGUCCAGCUGCAUGUUUAAAGGCUGGGGCGUGACUGACUGCACACACAGCGAGGACGCGGGAGUCAUCUGUGAGAAAAAGCUGACCGUGAAGGAUGACCGUACGUUCCCCCUGGACCACAGCCUGGGCCUCUCAGGGGAACUGGGGGCGCUGUUCGACAGCAAGCGGGAUUGUGACCUCACCAUCGUGGUUCAGAGCCCAGAGGAGGGUCUUGGAGAGGAUACUACCUGCAUCCACAGGCUGGUUCUGUCCCUCACCGCUGAGUCAUCCAUCUUCCACGAGGCCCUCCAGUCCGGAAACCUCACUAUCAAUGCCAGCCAGGACUGCCGCAGCUACGUCUCAGAGUUUCUCAGGUACCUGUACACCCGUGAGAUCGAUGUCUCGGCCUCAUCUGCCCAGUGCUUGCACAAGCUGGCCUCGGAUUUCGGGAUUAAGCAGCUACAGGCGGACACGGGUCGGCUUUUCAGGCUCCUUCUCCCGUGGGACAGCACCUUCCACACCCAGGCCUCUCUGUACCAGUACUCUGUGCUGACGGGGGACCUGGCUCUGCAGGAGACCUGCCUCCAGUACCUGGCCUGGAACUGCGAGGCGCUGGUGACCUCCCCGGCCUGGCCCACCCUUUCGCGGGACACACUGUUGGCCCUCCUGUCCCGCUCAGAUUUGGUGGUGCCAGACGAAGCCUUCCUCCUGCGGGCGGUGGAGAGCUGGGCACGGGAUGGGCGUGGCUCCUCAGGCUCAGGGGAUGAGGCCGCCCUCCUGCGUCUCGUCCGCUUUCCCAUGAUCCCGCCGGCAGAGCUCUACGACCUCCCGUUCACCUCCAACCUCUACAGCGGCAAUGCGGAGCUGUACUGCUCAGGGAUGCUGCGCGGGUUCCAGUUCCACGCCCUCUCGCUGGCCCAGCUCCGGAAGCACCUGAACGACAGUGAUGAUGGGUACCUCCCCCGAAUCUACACCGCCGACCCCUGGAGCUUCGAUGUCAACUCUACUGCCGACUCCAAAAACAGCCGCCAGGAGAUCAGGCGCUAUUCCAGUUACAAUUACAAUUACAACAGGUACGAGACAGUGUACUAUAACAUUGACCACAACUUCACAACACCGGUACACAACAGCGUGGUCCUCCAGGACAGCACGGUGAGCUGGGUUGCCAAUGUGUUUAAGACCCAGCAGGAGUGCUCCAGAAGCGGGGUGCGGUGCGAGUCACUGCCAGCGGUGAGGCUGAGGUGCCAGAGCAGCCUUAGCUCCAUCCGCUUCCCCAACCGCCUGCUGGUAACCUGCGUCAAUGGCAGUGGUGCCGGAGGGGGCUACAUCUUCCAUGUGCAGGACUUUAAGGACAACCUGGCCCUCAUUCCCACCAACAACCGCACGGGCCAGGCCUUCCCCUGCUACGAGGAUUCCUACAUCUACCGCUUCGUUGUGCGGCCCGAGUACAUCUGGAAGCCAGUCCAGCUCCGGAAGCACCUGAACGACAGUGAUGAUGGGUACCUCCCCCGAAUCUACACCGCCGACCCCUGGAGCUUCGAUGUCAACUCUACUGCCGACUCCCAAAACAGCCGCCAGGAGAUCAGGCGCUAUUCCAGUUACAAUUACAAUUACAACAGGUACGAGACAGUGUACUAUAACAUUAACCACACCUUCACCACACCGGUACACAACAGUGAGGUCCUCCAGGCCAGCACGGUGAGCUGGGUUGCCAACGUGUUUAAGACCCAGCAGGAGUGCUCCAGAAGCGGGGUGCAGUGCGAGUCGCUGCCAGCGGUGAGGCUGAGGGACCUAUACAGCCUGAGCAGGUACGAGAGCUCCAUCCGCUUCCCCAACCGCCUGCUGGUAACCUGCGGCAACGGCAGUGGUGCCGGAGGGGGCUACAUCUUCCAUGUGCGGGACUUCAAGGACAACCUGGCCCUCAUUCCCACCUACAACAACACGGGCCAGGCCUUCCCCUGCUACGAGGAUUCCUACGUCUACCGUUUCGUUGUGCGGCCCGAGAAGCCAGUCCAGCUCCGGAAGCACCUGAACGACAGUGAUGAUGGGUACCUCCCCCGAAUCUACACCGCCGACCCCUGGAGCUUCGAUGUCAACUCUACUGCCGACUCCCAAAACAGCCGCCAGGAGAUCAGGCGCUAUUCCAGUUACAAUUACAAUUACAACAGGUACGAGACAGUGUACUAUAACAUUAACCACACCUUCACCACACCGGUACACAACAGUGAGGUCCUCCAGGCCAGCACGGUGAGCUGGGUUGCCAACGUGUUUAAGACCCAGCAGGAGUGCUCCAGAAGCGGGGUGCAGUGCGAGUCGCUGCCAGCGGUGAGGCUGAGGGACCUAUACAGCCUGAGCAGGUACGAGAGCUCCAUCCGCUUCCCCAACUGCCUGCUGGUAACCUGCGGCAACGGCAGUGGUGCUGGAGGGGGCUACAUCUUCCAUGUGCGGGACUUCAAGGACAACCUGGCCCUCAUUCCCACCUACAACAACACGGGCCAGGCCUUCCCCUGCUACGAGGAUUCCUACGUCUACCGUUUCGUGGCCAUCGGCUCUGAAGGAGAUAAGUGGAAGAUGGAUGGUGUUGUGUCCCGGGAGGGCGACCUGAGGCUGGUGGGGAGCAAUCGGUCCUCCGAGGGCCGGGUGGAGGUGUACCACGGGGGAGAGUGGGGCACGGUGUGUGAUGACGGGUGGGACAUGAACGAGGCGCAGGUGGUGUGUCGCCUGCUGGGUUUCUCCGGCGCGCAGUCUGUUGUCGAGGGAGGGAUCUAUGGGUCAGGGUCUGGCACUAUUUGGCUGGAUGACCUGGACUGUAAGGGAACAGAGUCGUCUCUGUCCAGCUGCACGUUUAAAGGCUGGGGCGUGACUGACUGCACACACAGCGAGGACGCGGGAGUCAUCUGUGAGAAACAGCUGACCAUGAAGGAUGGCCGUACGUUCCCCCUGGACCACAGCCUGGGCCUGUCGGGGGAACUGGGGGCGCUGUUCGACAGCAAGCGGGAUUGUGACCUCACCAUCGUGGUUCAGAGCCCAGAGGAGGGUCUUGGAGAGGAUACUACCUGCAUCCACAGGCUGGUUCUGUCCCUCAGUGCUGAGUCACCCAUCUUCCGCGAGGCCCUCCAGUCUGGAAACCUCACUAUCAAUGUCAGCCAGGACUGCCGCAGCUACGUCUCAGAGUUUCUCAGAUACCUGUACACCCGUGAGAUCAGUAUCUCGGCCUCAUCUGCCCAGUGCUUGCACAAGCUGGCCUCGGAUUUCGGGAUUAAGCAGCUGCAGGCGGACACGGGCCGGCUUUUCAGGCUCCUUCUCCCGUGGGACAGCACCUUCCACACCCAGGCCUCUCUGUACCAGUACUCUGUGCUGACAGGGGACCUGGCUCUGCAGGAGACCUGCCUCCAGUACCUGGCCUGGAACUUCGAGGCGCUGGUGACCUCCUCGGCCUGGCCCACCCUUUCACGGGACACACUGGAGGCCCUCCUGUCCCGCUCAGAUUUGGUGGUGCCAGACGAAGCCUUCCUCCUGCGGGCGCUGGAGAGCUGGGCAUGGGAUGGGCGUGGCUCCUCAGGCUCAGGGGAUGAGGCCGUCCUCCUGCGUCUCGUCCGCUUUCCCAUGAUCCCGCCGGCAGAGCUCUACGACCUCCCGUUCACCUCCAACCUCUACAGUGGCCACCCGGAGCUGUACCGCUCAGGGAUGCUGCGCGGAUUCCAGUUACACGCCCUCUCGCUGGCCCAGCUCCGGAAGCACCUGAACGACAGUGAUGAUGGGUACCUCCCCCGAAUCUACACCGCCGACCCCUGGAGCUUCGAUGUCAACUCUACUGCCGACUCCCACAACAGCCGCCAGGAGAUCAGGCGCUAUUCCAGUUCCAAUUUCAACAGGUACGAGACAGUGUACUAUAACAUUGACCACAACUUCACAACACCGGUACACAACAGCGUGGUCCUCCAGGACAGCAUGGUGAGCUGGGUUGCCAAUGUGUUUAAGACCCAGCAGGAGUGCUCCAGAAGCGGGGUGUGGUGCGAGUCACUGCCAGCGGUGAGGCUGAGGUGCCAGAGCAGCCUUAGCUCCAUCCGCUUCCCCAACCGCCUGCUGGUAACCUGCGUCAAUGGCAGUGGUGCCGGAGGGGGCUACAUCUUCCAUGUGCAGGACUUCAAGGACAACCUGGCCCUCAUUCCCACCAACAACCGCACGGGCCAGGCCUUCCCCUGCUACGAGGAUUCCUACAUCUACCGCUUCGUUGUGCGGCCCGAGUAUACGGCUCUCCUUUCCUCCUCCUCCUUUCCUGCAGUGUCCCGGGAGGGCGACCUGAGGCUGGUGGGGAGCAAUCGGUCCUCCGAGGGCCGGGUGGAGGUGUACCACGGGGGAGAGUGGGGCACGGUGUGUGAUGACGGGUGGGACAUGAACGAGGCGCAGGUGGUGUGUCGCCAGCUGGGUUUCCCCGGCGUGCAGUCUGUUGUCGAGGGAGGGGCCUAUGGGUCAGGGUCUGGCACUAUUUGGCUGGAUGACCUGGACUGUAAGGGAACAGAGUCGUCUCUGUCCAGCUGCGCGUUUAAAGGCUGGGGCGUGACUGACUGCACACACAGCGAGGACACGGGAGUCAUCUGUGAGAAAAAGCUGACCGUGAAGGAUGACCGUACGUUCCCCCUGGACCACAGCCUGGGCCUCUCGGGGGAACUGGGGAUGCUGUUCGACAGCAAGCAGGAUUGCGACCUCAUCAUCGUGGUUCAGAGCCCAGAGGAGGGUCUUGGAGAGGAUACUACCUGCAUCCACAGGCUGGUUCUGUCCCUCAGCGCUGAGUCAUCCAUCUUCCAGUCCGGAAACCUCACUAUCAAUGUCAGCCAGGACUGCCGCAGCUACGUCUCAGAGUUUCUCAGGUACCUGUACACCCGUGAGAUCGAUGUCUCGGCCUCAUCUGCCCAGUGCUUGCACAAGCUGGCCUCGGAUUUCGGGAUUAAGCAGCUACAGGCGGACACGGGCCGGCUUUUCAGGCUCCUUCUCCCGUGGGACAGCACCUUCCACACCCAGGCCUCUCUGUACCAGUACUCUGUGCUGACGGGGGACCUGGUUCUGCAGGAGACCUGCCUCCAGUACCUGGCCUGGAACUGCGAGGCGCUGGUGACCUCCCCGGCCUGGCCCACCCUUUCGCGGGACACACUGGAGGCCCUCCUGUCCCGCUCAGAUUUGGUGGUGCCAGACGAAGCCUUCCUCCUGCGGGCGGUGGAGAGCUGGGCACAGGAUGGGCGUGGCUCCUCAGGCUCAGGGGAUGAGGCUGCCCUCCUGCGUCUCGUCCGCUUUCCCAUGAUCCCGCCGGCAGAGCUCUACGACCUCCCGUUCACCUCCAACCUCUACAGCGGCAACGCGGAGCUGUACGUCUCAGGGAUGCUGCGCGGGUUCCAGUUCCAUGCCCUCUCGCUGACCCAGCUUCAGAAGCACCUGAACGACAGUGAUGAUGGCUACCUCCCCCGAAUCUACACCGCCGACCCCUGGAGCUUCGACAUCAACUCCACCACCACCACCAACCACAGUCAGUACAGUUUCAACUAUUACAAUUACAUGAACAUCUUCAUAACACCCGUACACAACAGCAUGGUCCUGCAGGCCGGCAGGGUGAUCUGGGGUGCCAACGUGUUUAAGACCCAGCAGGAGUGCUCCAGAAGCGGGGUGCAGUGCGAGUCGCUGCCAGCGGUGAGGCUGAGGGACCUAUACAGCCUGAGCAGGUACGAGAGCUCCAUCCGCUUCCCCAACCGCCUGCUGGUAACCUGCGGCAACGGCAGUGGUGCCGGAGGGGGCUACAUCUUCCAAGUGCAGGACUUCAAAGAAAACCUAGCCCUCAUUCGCACCAACAACCGCACAGGCCAGGCCUUCCCCUGCUACGAGGAUUCCUACAUCUACCGCUUUGUGGUGCGGCCCGAGUACAUCUGA